Messenger RNA from Emys orbicularis (European pond turtle), 2718 nucleotides. RefSeq names its product TRPM8 channel-associated factor 2-like. NCBI's taxonomy places the organism in Eukaryota, Metazoa, Chordata, Testudines, Emydidae. The transcript has 7 exons. Gene Ontology annotation, molecular function: transmembrane transporter binding. Gene Ontology annotation, cellular component: plasma membrane. Bases 1 to 2718 code for a protein of 905 amino acids. Gene Ontology annotation, biological process: positive regulation of protein targeting to membrane. The record is from RefSeq and is a predicted model, not a curated record.
AUGGAUUCUUCAGCUGCCUAUGAUUUGCUGGCGGACAGUGUCCAGGACUGGGAUCUUACCGGUGACUCUGUUCCUUGUGAGCUGCUGCUCAUUGGCGAGACUGCCUUCCCAGUGCUGGUGAACCCCCAGGGGCAGGUCCUGAUCGCCGCCUCACAGUAUGGGAAGGGCCGGAUGGUGGUCGUCUCUCAUGAGAGCUACCUGGGGAGCCCCAAGAUGGCUCGGUUCCUACGCAAUGCUGUGGGUUGGCUCAGUCCCUCCCCAGGAGCUGUGGUUGGUGUCCAGAAGCGCUUGAGCUCCCUGCUGAGCAUUCUCAGUAGUUCUGGCACCCACGUGCAGCCCAGUGAGAAGUUCAUUGCCUCAUUUGGGGUUUACUGUAUGGAUGCCUAUGAUGCUGCACAGGGGAGGGAGCUGAUCCAGUUUGUGAAGAGAGGAGGGGGUCUGCUCAUUGGCGGUCAGGCUUGGCACUGGGCCUCUGGACACAGCACAGAGAGAGUGCUGUUCGAUUUCCCUGGGAAUCAUAUAACCAGCGUGGCAGGAGUUUAUUUCACGGAUAUAUACGGUGAGACGGGGAUCUUUAGUGUCUCAGACAAAGUGCCUGCAAUUCCCUUGAUCGCUCCGCAUGGGCUAGAUUUCAGCAGAGACUUAAACCUUCUCCUGAGAGGUGUGUCAGAGCUAGACAUAGUGACAGAUGGUGUCCCCUCUCACCUGCUGGUCCAUGGCACAUUGGCCUUCCCCCUUGGCUUGGACGACGCCUAUCAAUGCUUUCUUGCAGCAACUCACUAUGGCCAGGGCCGUGUGGUGGUGGCUACACAUGAGGUCCUUCUUAGCACCCCGAAGCUCACAGACUUCAUCCUCAAUGCCAUUCAAUGGCUGGGUGCUGAGAAGAAAGGGAGAAUUGGCAUCAAUCCCAAUCUGAAGAACCUUCAUGACCUGCUGACUCAAAGGCAGGUGGUGUGCGAGAUCUCAGAGCUUACCGACAAUCUCAGCAUCUACUGCUGCCAGUCCUACAGUGACAACGAAGCCAAGAAGAUCCAUGAGUUUGUGGCAGAAGGAGGGGGCCUGCUGAUUGGAGGUCAGGCUUGGUGGUGGGCUUCUCAGAAUAAGGGCCAAAACGUUCUGGCUGAAUAUCCUGGCAACAAAAUCCUCAAUGGGUUUGGGAUCAGCAUCCUGGGGGAAACCAUGGAGGCGGGCAAGUACCCAGCAUUACGACCCGAAGAGCAGCGGGAACAUUACCACUUCCGCAGGGCACUCGCUCAGUUCCAGCAGCACCUAGACAAGAAGGAGGAACUGCAGCCCCCAGUGACAGGCUGGCUUCAGAAACUCAGCCAGGACUGCGCCAAAGUCCUUCAGAUCCCAGUCAAAAAUGGCCACGUCUACACCUCAUUAUACCACAUCCUGUACGAGAUGGUGCAGAGCAAUGGGAUCCCACUGGUGAGCAAGGAACUCCCAGUCAAGGGGAACUCCAAGGAGGUCGUGCUGCUUCAUGUGGCUACAGCAUUAUGCCAAACCAUGUCCGACUGUGCGAGGCUAGCACUCUGUGAACUCCCCACAGUCCCUAGCACCACUGUGGAAAUCAACUGCACAAAUACAGGUGAUGCAGCAUGGAGGAGCACAGGACUUUACCUUCCGCGUGGGAACACAGUGACCUUUGUAUUUCCUAGCGCUGUUACUGGAGUUGGCCUGCAGGUGCAGAUUGGGUGUCACUCAGAUGACCUCAGCAGAGCAAAGGAGCUGAAACGCCCCCCUGUGGUGAUACGCAGAUGUGAUGUCAAAGAUCAGAAGAUGUCAGUCUCCUCUCUCUGGGGGGGCCUCAUUUACAUCAUAGUGCCAAAGGGAAGCCAGCUGGGGGGAGUGUCUAUCACUGUAAAAGGGGCUGUGCAGGCUCCUUUCUUCAGGCUUGGAAAGUCAUCUAAGAGCCAGUGGCUGACCUGCAUCCGUCACUAUCCAGCUCCGUGGGCAGAACUAGCUACCCAGAACAUCAUCUUAACAGUGCCUGCUGACAGCAUCCGUCCCAUAGACGAUCCAGAGCCUUUGCUGACCCUCUGGGAGCGGAUUAUGGCAGCUGUAGCUGAGCUGGCAGCUACACCAGUCACGUUCCCUCGGCCAGAAAGGAUUGUAGCGGAUGUUCAGAUCUCAGCCGGCUGGAUGCACGCUGGCUACCCAGUCAUGUGUCAUUUGGAUUCAGUAAAGGAGUUGGUGAACAUGAAACACAUGCAAAUGAAUGGCCUUUGGGGUUCCAUCCAUGAGCUGGGACACAACCAGCAGCGGGCAGGCUGGGAAUUCCCCCCUCACACUACUGAGGCCACCUGCAACCUGUGGUCAGUCUAUGUGCAUGAGAAGGUGCUGGGGAUCUCCAGGGACAGAGCUAACGAAGAGCUACAGCUGCAGCAUCGCAAUAAAAGAAUCAGCGAUUACCUUGGCAAAGGAGCCCAGCUAAAGGACUGGAAUGUCUGGACUGCACUGGAGACCUACCUGCAGCUGCAGGAAGCCUUUGGCUGGGAACCUUUCAUCCAACUCUUCUCUGAAUACCAGACAAUGUCUAACAUCCCCACAGACAACCCUUCCAAGAUGAACCUGUGGGCAGAGAAGUUCUCUCGGCAGGUGAAGAAGAAUCUGGCCCCUUUCUUUGUGGCUUGGGGCUGGCCCAUCAAGGGGGAAGUCUCUAAGAAGUUGGCAUCUCUGCCCAACUGGGAUAAGAACCCAAUGAAGAAAGUGUGA